Messenger RNA from Closterium sp. Naga37s-1, 681 nucleotides. The record is from the annotation of a GenBank genome assembly. NCBI's taxonomy places the organism in Eukaryota, Viridiplantae, Streptophyta, Zygnematophyceae, Desmidiales, Closteriaceae.
AUGGCGCAUGAGCCUGACCGUUUAGCAAAACAGUGGAAAGAGGGAUCCUGGGUGGGUGGGAUGGGUAAGGGAACGGAGGUAGAAGUGGAGUGGCCUCUUUCCCCUGAUUUCCCCCUUUUCCCUUCCCGCGCUUCCGUCCCCUCCCUCCCCCUUGUUCCCCGACCUUGCAUAGAAACCGCUCUCCCCUCAUUUUUUGUGCUCGUUCCUCAUCUCCCCGGCUCUCCCCAUCCCCCACUCCCCCCUCUCCCCCCCUCCCACCGUACCCCCACUCACCCGUCAUCUUCCCCCUAUUCCCACGUCCUGACCAUCCCUCAUCCCCCCCGCUCUCCCCUCCCCUUUCCCCCGCUCACCCCUUUUCAACCCCACCCAUACACUCCUCAUUACCUUUUCCCAUCCAUCACCUCUCUCCAGUCCCUUCCCCAUUCCCACAUUUUCAACCCACAUUCCCCCUCCACUCACCCUUCAUCUCCGCAUUCCCAUCCACCUCUCUCCAGACCCUCCCCCUCCUCUCUCCUGCCCCUCCUAACCCUCCCUCGUUCCCCCUGCCCCUACCACUCAUCUCACAGCUCUCCUCAACUCCCUCUCCCGCUCACCCCCUCAUCUCCCCUUCCCCGCACCUGCUACUUGUCCUCUUGCCUCUGCUCCAUGCCUCAGCUCCUUCGGUUUGCUGCUUCCCUUUGA